UCCGCGUCCUUAUACGGAGGUCCCUCGCCUUUCUCCGGUGACUUGUAGGUUAAAUUAGUUUAUCUUUUUCGUCUCAAAGUUUCGUCAUUUUUUGCUGGGACAGCGCCCUGCGGAGCUCAGCAUGGGUACCGUCCAUGCCAGGAGCCUAGACCCUCUGCCCAUGCAUGGGCCAGAGUUAGGAGUUCAAGCUGACGACAUUGAUGCUCCGGAGAUGGACCAAGAGCCGAAACAAGAAGUUCUUGAAAAUAAAGAUGUUGUGGUUCAACGAGUGCAUAUAGACGGGCUCGGAAGAACCAAGGAGGACCUGCUGACUUAUGAAAUCUCAGAUGUUUUCCAGGCAAAGAACUUGAUUGAUGUUAUGCGAAAGUCCCAUGAAGCGCGACAGAAGCUUCUGCGUCUCGGGAUCUUCAGAAAAGUUGAAGUUGUUAUCGACACCUCACGAGGGGAGGAUGCUCUUCCUAAUGGCCUUGAUGUGACCUUUGAGGUCACAGAGUUGAGACGUAUGACAGGCAGCUACAACACAAUGGUUGGAAACAAUGAAGGCAGUAUGGUACUAGGCCUAAAAUUACCCAAUGUAUUGGGUCGGGCAGAAAAACUGACAUUCCAGUUCUCCUAUGGUACCAAGGAGACAUCAUACGGUCUGUCUUUCUUCAAACCCCAACCAGGAAACUUUGAACGCAAUAUCACUUUGAAUGUCUACAAAGUCACAGGUCAGUUUCCAUGGAGUUCACUGCGGGAGACGGAUCGAGGCAUAUCUGCAGAACUGAGCUUCCCUGUGUGGAAGACCAGCCAAACUCUGAAGUGGGAAGGAGUAUGGAGAGAGCUUGGCUGUCUGGCCCGCACUGCCUCUUUUCCUAUACGGGAGGAGAGCGGCCAUUCUCUGAAGUCCUCACUCUCGCAUGCUAUGGUGAUUGACACCAGAAACUCCUCCAUCCUUCCCAGGAAGGGUGGUCUGUUGAAGAUCCAUCAGGAACUUGCUGGUUACACUGGGGGAGAUGCCAGUUUCUUAAAGGAAGACUUUGAGAUCCAGCUCAACAAAACACUCUUCUGGGACUCAGUCCUUUCUGCCUCGUUAUGGGGUGGUUUGCUUCUACCCAUUGGUGAUAAGCCGACAAGUAUAGCAGACAGGUUCUAUCUUGGCGGCCCCACCAGUAUCAGGGGUUUCAGUAUGUACAGUAUGGGCCCACAGAGUGAAGGUAUGGCAGGUGACUACCUGGGGGGAGAAGCCUACUGGGCUGGAGGCCUUCACCUCUACACCCCUCUACCCUUCAGACCAGGCAUGGGAGGCUUUGGUGACCUCUUCCGAACCCACUUCUUCCUCAAUGCCGGGAACCUUUGUAACCUCAACUAUGGUGAGGGGCCACAAGCGCAUUUGAAGAAACUGGCUGAAUGUAUACGUUGGUCAUAUGGACUGGGCAUUGUGCUGCGCUUGGGGAACAUUGCCAGGCUUGAGCUGAAUUACUGCAUUCCCAUGGGAGUCCAAAGUGGAGACAGGAUAUGUGACGGGGUCCAGUUUGGAGCGGGAAUCAGAUUCUUAUGAAACUGCAUUUCUUUCCUGCCAGAUAAUUGCUUGUACAGAAUUGUUGCAACCAGUUUAGUUCAAUAAAACUAUUUGCACUGA
Pelmatolapia mariae (spotted tilapia) is the source of this 1621-nucleotide messenger RNA. RefSeq names its product SAMM50 sorting and assembly machinery component (gene samm50). The record is from RefSeq and is a predicted model, not a curated record. Gene Ontology annotation, cellular component: outer membrane. Lineage: Eukaryota; Metazoa; Chordata; Actinopteri; Cichliformes; Cichlidae. Bases 122 to 1540 code for a protein of 472 amino acids. The transcript is spliced from 15 exons. Gene Ontology annotation, biological process: mitochondrial respiratory chain complex assembly; protein insertion into mitochondrial outer membrane.